AUGGGUCUUCCUCCAUUAUCUCAUGGUCCACGGUCCUCUAUGAUGUCGAUUGAAUAUGAUGGGAUUCCGUUACCACCACCAAGUAUUCGCUCAUGUGGUUCACAACAAUAUGUUACAAGUUAUAUUCCUACAGGUGCUGCAUUUCCUCCAAGUAGUGUGCAAGAUUUAAUCUCCAGUAUGAAAUCAUAUGCUAGUGCAACCGAUUUAGUACGUACGUAUAGUGAAAUUCCAUCCGUUGAAGAAGCUCUUGUAACAUUAGAUCGUGCAGCACUUGCACUGGGUGUAAGACGUUAUCGUGAUGCACUGAAAUUGUACUUGGAAGGAGGUUAUGCGAUGGCAAAUGUUGCGGAACGACAAGCUAAUCCAAAAAUCUGUAAUCUAUUAACAAGUAAAGGGUUUGAAACCCUCAAUUGGUGUGCCAGAUUAUGCGAUUGGAUUGAAGGUCGAAUUAAAGAGAAACAUCCACGACCAGGAGUACAUAAGGUUGGAAUACCAGUUGCUAAUUGGAAUGAAGAUUGGACUGGUCCUUGCUUGAAUGAAGACGAAGCAAGACGCAUGUGGUAUACACCAGUCUAUUGUCCUCAUCCAAUUGAUUUUUCCAAUUUAGGGUAUCGUUUACGAUGUGUUGAGACAGGGAGACGACCACGACUUAUGAUUUGUAUUACCAUGUACAAUGAAGGUCCACAGCAACUUAAAGCGACCUUGGAGAAACUUGCCAAUAAUUUGGCAUAUAUGAAGGAGCAGCAGACCGAAUGUGAAAAGAUUUUAUCAGGAGCAUUUGUAGGUGAUGAAAUAUGGCGUAAUGUAUUGGUCUGUAUUGUCGCUGAUGGACGCGAACAGGUGAAUGACAAGAUGCUCAAUUACUUGGAAGCUAUUGGACUCUAUGACGAAGACCUUUUGACCAUCAAUAGUGCUGGUAUUGGAGCACAAUGCCACUUGUUUGAACAUACACUGCAGCUUUCGGUAAAUGGCAAGAGUAUGUUGCCUAUCCAGACACUAUUUGCACUGAAGGAAAACAAAUCCAGCAAACUUGAGUCGCAUCAUUGGUACUUUAACGCAUUUGCAGAGCAGAUCCAACCGGAGUAUACAGCGGUGAUGGAUGUCGGCACCAUGCUGACCAAGUCGGCGCUUUAUCACUUGCUCUUAGCCUUUGAACGCAACCAUCAGAUUGGAGGAGCUUGUGGACAACUUACGGUAGACCAACCGUUUGACAAUUUGAACAACUGGGUUGUCUCGGCGCAACAUUUCGAGUACAAGAUCUCCAACAUCCUUGACAAGUCGUUGGAGAGCUGUUUUGGGUUUAUCAGCGUCCUGCCUGGUGCUUUUUCGGCCUACCGCUACGAAGCCAUCCGCGGAGCACCAUUGGAUGCGUACUUUCAGACUCUCAACAUUGAUUUGGACGUGCUUGGGCCUUUUAUUGGCAACAUGUAUCUUGCAGAGGAUCGGAUUCUGUCAUUUGAAGUCGUAGCACGCAAGAACUGCAAAUGGACCAUGCAUUACGUCAAGGACGCUGUGGCUCGGACGGAUGUUCCGCACAAUCUUGUUGGUCUCAUUUCGCAGCGUAAGCGCUGGCUGAACGGUGCGUUUUUUGCCACACUGUUCAGCAUUUGGAACUGGGGUCGCAUUUACUCCGAGAGCUCGCACUCGUUUUGGCGAAAGCUGGCGUUCCUGUUCUUUUUCCUCUAUCACCUGUUUUAUACGGUGUUCGGCUUCUUCUUGCCUGUGAAUUUGUACCUGGCACUCUACUUCAUUGUGUUCCAAGGUUUUCAGCAAAAUCGUCUCGGGUUUGUUGACACUUCGGAAUAUUCACAAACUGUGUUGGACUGUGCUGUGUACUUCUACAACUUCGUGUAUCUCUUCGGGCUCCUGACGCUGAUCAUUAUUGGUUUGGGCAACAAUUCGAAGCACAUGAAGCUAACGUAUUAUUUUGUGGGUGGCAUUUUCGGUGCCAUGAUGAUGCUCUCGUCGCUUGUGGGCGUCGGCAUAUUCUUCUCGUCCCCAACAACGGUCACCUCAGUUGCGCUAUCGAUCCUUAUUGUCGGCGUGUACUUCAUUGGUCCGGCUCUUCACGGCGAGGUGCACCAUAUUUUCAUGACGUUCACGCAUUACACGUCAUUGAUCCCUAGCUUUGUAAACGUUUUCACGAUCUACUCAUUCUGCAACCUUCAGGACUUGUCAUGGGGCACGAAAGGUUUGUACGACGAUCCGAUGGUGGUUUCGAUAGAUGAGACUGAGAAGGGUGACUUCAAGGACGUGAUAGCUAAGCGACGUGCAAUGGAAGAACGCCGUCGUGAGGAGAAGGAGCGGGCUGAUAACAGGAAGAAGAUAUUUGAAGCUUUCCGUACCAACGUCCUGCUCACAUGGGCGUUUUCCAACCUCAUCUUUGCACUCUUCAUUGUGUACUUCGCGAGUUCAUCGACUUAUAUGCCCAUGCUGUACAUCUUUGUUGCCAGCAUCAACUUGUGCCGACUGCUGGGGUGCAUCGGUCACUGGAUCUACAUUCACACGGCUGGCCUACGUGAUCGUGUUUUUGACAAGACUGAAUGCGGCAAUGGCAAUGGUCGCUACCCGCUGAACUCGUACGUACAGCUCGAUGAGCACUACGCUGCUCUUGCAGAGGAUCAGCGCACGUACGCUUCCGUACGUACCAACAACAACGACAUCUCCUCGGCCGCGUAA
Molecule: messenger RNA, 2679 nt
Organism: Peronospora belbahrii
Lineage: Eukaryota; Oomycota; Peronosporomycetes; Peronosporales; Peronosporaceae
Source: the annotation of a GenBank genome assembly